Messenger RNA from Carya illinoinensis, 2934 nucleotides. RefSeq names its product protein NSP-INTERACTING KINASE 3-like. NCBI's taxonomy places the organism in Eukaryota, Viridiplantae, Streptophyta, Magnoliopsida, Fagales, Juglandaceae. The coding region runs from base 808 to 2691 and encodes 627 amino acids. Gene Ontology annotation, molecular function: ATP binding; protein kinase activity; protein binding. Gene Ontology annotation, biological process: protein phosphorylation. The transcript has 12 exons. The record is from RefSeq and is a predicted model, not a curated record.
UGACCUGCAAAUUUCUAAUCUUUGCCAUGGAAUACAUCCCCUUGCUCUCGCUGUUCAGUCCCGCCCCCACGUCCUUUCGCUCUUUACUUUAUGCAAUACUCCCUUUCUCUUUUCAACAGGCAAUCCAAACGCAUUUUCAGUUUUUCACUGUCUCUGUGUUUUUUAAAAGUUAAAAAAACAAAAAAACAAAAACACAGAUAAAUUUUCUUUAUUAGAGGUCUGCUGCAUCUGUAUCUAUAUCUGUGUCCACUUUGGCCUUUUGUUGUGGCCUUUGCGUGAUUGGUUCCAUCCGCGUGAGUUAUUUUCAUUGAUCUUUAAUUUGUGCUCGUCAAAAAAUAAAAAAAUUAUAAUAAAAACAAGAAGAUAAUGGUAUAGGAGGGAGUCACAGAGACGGGCAGAGCAGUGCUGGUGGAGAACAACUGCAUACUCACAUGGAGUUCGUGGGGAUUGCCCAAAACAUAUAGAAAUCGCAUCCGGUAUUCCCAGAUCUCUAGGAUCUCAGAAUUUCAGGCUUAGAUGUUUGCUGCUUGAGUUCUCGAGAAAAUUCAAUUCCAUUUUGCUGUUUGUCUCGGCUCAUAUGGUGCUCGUUUCAUUCAGUUUGCUUCAAAAUUCAGUGUUUCCGAGCUGGGUGUUUUGUGGCCAAGUUAUGUUAGCAUCUGGGUCUUUGGUAUCUUCAAGCUUUAACUGAUUGCAACUGAGUUUUGCUGGUGAGCAAAAAAGCUAAAAGAAACAGGCACUGACUUCCUGGUCUGUGGGUACUAAUUGGGAGAAGAAAGUAAAGUUUUUUGCCGAAACUGAGAAUACAGAAUGGAAAGAAGUAGUCUCAUGCUCUGGAAAGUAGGUCUGCUGGUUUUAGCAUUGAUCAAAAGUUCUUCUGCGACGCUUUCUCCAACUGGAAUAAACUAUGAAGUUGUAGCUUUGAUGGCCAUAAAAACUGAUCUGGUUGAUCCGCAUAAUGUUCUGGAGAAUUGGGACAUUAAUUCUGUAGAUCCCUGUAGCUGGAGGAUGGUUACCUGUUCUGCCGAUGGCGAUGGCCAUGUUUCUGCUUUAGGAUUGCCAAGCCAGAACUUGUCUGGUACCUUAUCACCAAAGAUUGGAGACCUCCCUAACUUGCAAUAUCUGUUGCUGCAGAACAAUGCCAUUUCAGGUCCAAUUCCAACUACCAUUGGAAAGUUGGAGAAGCUUCAGAAACUAGAUCUCUCCAACAAUACAUUCAGGGGUGAAAUUCCUAGUUCGUUGGGGGCCCUGAAGAACCUGAAUUAUCUGAGGUUAAACAACAACAGCCUUACUGGACCCUGUCCUGAGUCUCUAUCCAAUAUUGAAGGUCUCACUCUCGUGGAUCUUUCUUUUAACAAUCUCAGUGGCAAGUUGCCAAAAAUAUCAGCAAGAACAUUCAAAAUUAUCGGUAACCCUUUGAUUUGUCCAAAGGCCAACAACAGUUGUUCUGCUGUCUUUCCAGAGCCACUGUCCUUCUCACCAGACGCCCUGAAAGGUCAAUCAGAUUCUGAAAGAAAAAGCCAUCAUGUGGCGAUUGCUUUUGGUGCAAGUUUUGGUUCUGUUUUUUUCAUCAUUCUUGUUGUUGGGUUAGUUGUUUGGUGGCGCUACAGACACAACCAGCAGAUUUUCUUCGAUGUAAACGAUCAAUAUGACCCUGAGGUAUGCCUGGGCCAUUUGAGAAGGUAUACAUUCAAGGAGCUUCGUACUGCAACUGACCACUUCAACUCAAAGAAUAUUCUAGGGAGAGGUGGUUUUGGGAUUGUAUACAAGGGAUGCUUGAAUGAUGGAACUCUGGUGGCAGUUAAAAGGCUAAAGGACUUUAAUGCAGCUGCUGGUGAAAUUCAAUUUCAGACAGAAGUUGAGAUGAUUAGUUUAGCUGUCCAUCGGAAUCUUCUCAGGCUUUGUGGGUUCUGCUCGACUGAGAAUGAGCGGCUCCUUGUUUACCCUUAUAUGCCCAAUGGAAGUGUAGCCUCUCGACUAAGAGAUCAUGUUCGUGGGCGGCCAGCUUUAGACUGGACAAUGCGGAAGAGAAUAGCUUUAGGUACAGCAAGGGGGCUAGUGUACUUGCAUGAGCAAUGUGACCCCAAAAUUAUCCACCGUGAUGUCAAAGCAGCAAAUAUUUUGCUGGAUGAAGACUUUGAGGCAGUUGUUGGAGAUUUUGGGUUGGCGAAGCUUUUGGAUCACAGAGAAUCUCACGUGACCACAGCUGUGCGUGGCACUGUUGGCCACAUAGCUCCAGAAUACUUGUCAACAGGCCAGUCAUCAGAAAAGACUGAUGUCUUUGGCUUUGGGAUUUUGCUCCUAGAGCUAAUCACAGGUCAGAAGGCAUUAGAUUUCGGACGCUCGGUGAAUCAGAAAGGUGUAAUGCUUGAUUGGGUUAAGAAGCUCCACCAGGAUGGAAAACUAAAUCAAAUGGUAGACAAGGAUCUAAAGGGCAAUUUUGACAGGGUUGAGUUGGAAGAAAUUGUUCAGGUUGCCCUCAUAUGUACUCAAUUCAAUCCUUCUUGCCGCCCAAAAAUGUCGGAAGUACUAAAAAUGUUGGAAGGGGAUGGCUUAGCUGAGAAAUGGGAAGCCUCACAGAAGGUCGAGACGCCAGGGUUUAGAUCUUGUGAAAACCCUCCUCAAAGAUAUUCAAAUUUUAUAGAAGAAUCUUCACUUGUGGUGGAAGCAAUGGAGCUUUCUGGCCCUAGGUAAUUUUUGUCCUUUUUAUCUCCCCCCCCCCCAAAAAAAAAGGCAUCAUUAAGUGCAGUGGUUUGAAUGAGAAUAUCUGAUUGUUGUUGAGAGCUGCUGAAUGCAUGUAUUCAUCUGUGUAAAGAAAAAGGAAAGUCAUGUAUAAAUUUAUCUUCUUUCUUUGACAUAAAAUUAAAUUAAGUUUAUUGAGCUUUUGUCAGAACAAGUCUUGAAUGUUUGGUUAUAGAUUUGCUUGUAGUUUCUUUA